Molecule: messenger RNA, 7152 nt
Organism: Tyto alba (common barn owl)
Lineage: Eukaryota; Metazoa; Chordata; Aves; Strigiformes; Tytonidae
Gene: ELAPOR2
Product: endosome-lysosome associated apoptosis and autophagy regulator family member 2
Exons: 22
Coding region: 2390-5137 (915 amino acids)
Biological process (GO): positive regulation of BMP signaling pathway
Source: RefSeq, a predicted model, not a curated record
UGAAAAUAGCGUUCAAGUCUGGUAAAGACUUGAAAAUAUGCUACGUUUUAGUAGUUUCUAUAAUGUUUACAUUAUUGCACAUGUGGAUGUGAAUGUACAUACAAAUACUCCUGUGAGAAUGGUGCUAUUUAUUACACAGUCACAUUUAUUUGUUAUCUCAAAUUAGUUUGUUAUGUAAUCAAAACACUUUAUUAUCACCACAGUGUCAUUCUCUUCAUAUAUGAACAUGUGUAAGAACUACUUUUCAUCACGCUUAAAUGAGUCCCGAGUUAAGGCCUUUUGAAGCAAACAUGUAAAUCCUAACAAAUCAUCAGAAAGAUUUUUUCCCUUUUUUAUUUGACAUACACUAAGGAUUAUUUUCUGGUCUCACUAAUGGGCUUUGAAAUGAUUGGGAUUUCUUUGUUUCAGCUGAAGAGAGGAAAUAUGGUGACAUCAGUGUAGCUCUGAGAACUAGGCAUGUAUCUAUUCCCAUUUUUUCUCAUGGCUUGAAAGCACUGGGUCUUGUCUUCAUCAAUCUCGAUAUACUAAUAUUUUUUUAAUAUUCAGUGUCAUUCAGAUGUUGCUUCCUUGGGUAUUCACCUUGGAAGAAACAAUGAGGUCAAGCUAUUAAUGGCUGCUUGUUUUUAACCAUGUCUCUGAGAUCUGACAUAUGCACAUAGAUAUACUUACAUAAGGUGACAGAUUCAGUUGGGUAUCCUGAGCUGUAGGCAAAGUACUGUUUUGAGACAGUGUUCAAAAAAUGCAUUCAGAACAUCUCCCCUUUCACUCCUCCAUCCUUGAGAUAGCUCACAAAUGGUAUAUGCUGAUCUCCUCCCCCAUUUUGACUAACAUCUUCCCUUCUCCCCCCUCUUUUGAACAAUCACAUGGCUACUAUGAAGCUGCCUGUUAACAUGAGUCACAUAUGGAAGGUUCCGCUCUCACACUGAAGUACAAAAAAAGUAGAUUCUUAGUGGGCAUGAUAUCCAGGGAAUCUGAGAACUUCUUGAUAUUCUAUAGAUUUGGCCCCUAACUUGUCAUAUAUUACAUAGCAAUUAAGGAUGUUUGACAGAGAUAAACAUAAUAUAACUCUGUCUCUGGAGCCACCUCUGACACGAACAGCAAGAUGUACAAGAGUUAGAUUUCAAAGUCAUGAUCUUUAUAGGGGCACUUUUGUGUGUAUGACCUACAGAACUGGGCAACUCAGUUUCACCCGCGUCUCUCUUGUGUCCCUAGGAAAAUUUUUAUGUCUUUUCUGAAAAUAAAAGGAAAGGUUUUCCCAGUAGACCACACUGGGGAGGGGACUAGCACACAGCAGUGGAGGCUGCUCUGAGGAACACUGAAGCUGAGGAAUUAGUGCAAGGCUGUCGUGUAGCAAACAUGUUUAGCCAGCAGUGGUGUGCAUGGCACGGGUUAAGAGUUGCUACUAAAAGGCUGUGAUUUAGCAAAGUACUCAAGCAGAUAUUUAUCCCUAUUCCUCUUAAAGCAUCUCUGCUAAUGCAUGUUCCUAACUCAAGUCAGGUAGGUGAAUCCUACUGAUGGCAUUAGGUUUCUCACCUGGGCUGAGGCUUGAGACUACAUUUUUCCAUGGCAUCUCCAUCUGGGUGUUUUCCUAAGGCGUACUGUUACCCUGAGAGAUACUCCAGUUCUGCAAGUAAUUUUUCCAGAUUUUUACUUCUGUGCACAAGAAAUACACUGUCUUUGUAGAAAACAUUCCAUUGUCGGCUUUUUGAAGCACGUAUUCUUUUAGGUAAAUAGUUAAAAAAGCAGAAGAGUUUGCACUCAACCUACAGAGUUUAAUUCCUGGAGAAGAGUUACUUGGAAAUCCAUGUUGAUGUGUGUAUUGAGACUUCUAAGAGAGAGGUUGGCAUUAGUGUCUUUUGAUGGUUUCUUCACCCUAUUUGUAUGUAAUUAAAUAAGGUAAACACAGCUUCCUCUGAGUCUGAUUUCUCUCUCAACAGGGAAGCAGCUGGAAAGACCUUGAGAUUUGCUACGGCUUGGUAGAGGGAUGAGAGGCAAGCACUCUGUGUGUGUGUGUGUAUGUGUGCAGAGGACAUCUCAAAUGACACUGUAAGACAUUUACACCAACUGCUUUGGUUGAUGAGCAAUCAAAAUAAGAUUGAUGGAGUCACUGGGGCCUGGAGAGAUACUCACUCACCUCGAGUGCUGCCUGUCAAGGACAAUUACACAAAGAAAUGCUGUGAGCUUCAGAACAGAAAUGAGAGCCUGAACUACAGUUGGAUUCAGAUGGAAAUUGGUGUUACGCAGCCAUGACUUUAUCAAAGUACUUGCAGUUAAACAAGUUUUUCUGCAGUUAGAUAAACGUCAGCACAUCUAUAAAACUGAAUAUGCUGGGACUUAACUGACAGAAGUUGUUUUGGCUUUCUCCUGCGCCUCUGGUGAGUACCUGGAGAUGAAGAACCAGAUGUGCAGCAAAUGUGCAGAGGGGACCUACUCGCUGGGUAGUGGGAUCAAGUUUGAUGAAUGGGAUGAGCUGCCGGCAGGAUUCUCCAACGUGGCAACUUUCAUGGACACGGCGGUUGGCUCGGCUGAGAAUAAAGCUGACAGCUGCAACAACUCUUCAUGGACGCCUCGGGGGAAUUACAUAGAGUCGAACAGGGAUGACUGUACAGUUUCUCUCAUCUAUGCUGUGCACCUGAAGAAAUCUGGUUCUGUCUUCUUUGAAUACCAGUAUAUUGACAACAACAUCUUCUUUGAAUUUUUUAUACAAAAUGACCAGUGCAAGGAGAUGGAGUCCACAGCAGACAAGUGGGUGAAGCUAACAGACAAUGGGGAAUGGGGUUCUCAUUCUGUAACUCUGAAAUCAGGUAGCAAUAUAUUAUACUGGAGAACAACAGGGAUUCUCAUGGGGUCCAAAGUAGUAAAACCAGUUCUGGUGAAAAACAUCACAAUUGAAGGAGUUGCAUAUACGUCUGAAUGCUUUGCAUGCAAGCCUGGUACAUUCAGUGACAAGCCAGGGUCAUCUGGCUGCCAGAUGUGUCCAAGAAAUACUUAUUCUGAGAAAGGAGCUAAAGAGUGCACCAAGUGUAAAGAAGAAAUGUAUUAUUCAGACGAGGGAUCCAGUGGGUGUAUAGAGCGUCCUCCAUGCACAAACAAAGACUUUUUCCAGAUCCAUACCCCAUGUGAUAAGGAAGGAAAAACUCAGAUCAUGUACAAAUGGAUUGAACCCAAGAUCUGCAGAGAGGAUCUCCCUGAUGCGUUGACCCUACCUCCUUCUGGAGAGAGGAAGGAUUGUCCACCCUGCAAUCCUGGCUUUUACAACAACGCCUCGUCUUCCUGUACUCCUUGCCCACCAGGCACAUUUUCAGAUGGGACACAGGAGUGCAAAGCCUGCCCUGCUGGGACUGAACCAGCUCUUGGGUUUGAGUACAAGUGGUGGAACAUCCUGCCAGGCAACAUGAAGACAUCUUGCUUUAAUGUCGGCAACUCAAAGUGCGAUGGGAUGAACGGUUGGGAGGUGGCUGGUGAUCACAUCCAAAGUGGGGCAGGAGGCUCUGACAAUGACUAUCUUAUUUUGAGCCUGAACAUCCCAGGAUUUAAACCUCCGACAUCUGUGACUGGAGCAACUGGGUCAGAACUAGGACGGAUUACUUUUAUUUUUGAGACCAUCUGUUCAGCAGAUUGUGUACUGUACUUUAUGGCGGAUGUUAAUCGAAAAAAUACCAAUGUGGUGGAAUCAUGGGAAAGAAGUAAAGAGAAACAAUCCUACACUCACAUAAUCUCCAAAAACGCUUCCUUCACAUUCACCUGGGCCUUUCAGCGAAUAAACGAGGGCCAAGAUAGCAGACAGUUCAUCAAUGACAUGGCAAAGAUAUACUCCAUCACAGUGACCAACGCAGUGGAUGGAGUUGCUUCUUCUUGCCGGGCCUGUGCACUGGGAUCCCAGCAGUCUGGCUCAUCUUGCGUGCCCUGCCCCGCAGGACACUACAUCGAGAAGGAGACCAGCCAGUGCAGGGAGUGUCCAGCCAACACCUUCUUGUCCAUCCAUCAGGUCUAUGGCAGGGAGGCCUGCAUCCCGUGUGGUCCUGGCAGCAAAAGCACCAAGGACCACUCUGCCUGCUUCAGUGACUGCCUGAUGUCGUACAUCAAAGAUAACCAGAGCCUGAAUUACGAUUUUAGCAACCUCAGCCAGGUGGGCUCAUUGAUGAGUGGACCCAGUUUCACCUCCCGAGGGACCAAGUUCUUCCACUUCUUUAACAUCAGCCUGUGUGGGAAUGAGGGGAAGAAGAUGGCUAUUUGCACUGACAAUAUCACAGAUGUUACUCUGAAGGACAUGGUUGCAGAAACAGAAGAUUUUUCCAAUUUUGUGGGAGCUUUUGUCUGUCAGUCCACCAUCAUCCCAUCGGACAGCAAGGGUUUCCGAACAGCCCUGGCUCUGCAGUCCAACAGCCUUGCUGACAGGUUCUUAGGAGCUACUGUUGAAACAAUGCUGGAAAAUAUCAGCAUCAAGACAGAUAUAUUUCCUCCCUCUCCAAGCAAAAUACCUGAUGUGCAUUUCUUUUACAAGUCUUCAACAGUGACAACCUCUUGUGAAAAUGGCCGUGCAACUGUUGUGACAAUGAGAUGCAACCCCAACAAACCAGACCAAGGAGAGCUUUCUGUGCCCAGCUCAUGCCCUGCAGGCACCUGUGAUGGAUGCAUUUUCUACUUUGUAUGGGAAAGUGCAGAAGCUUGCCCUCUCUGCACAGAGCAAGACUACCAUGAGAUUGAGGGAGCCUGCAAAAAAGGAUUUCAGGAAACCUUGUAUGUAUGGAAUGAGCCAAAGCAUUGCAUUAAAGGGGUUCCCUUGCCAGGAAAAAGGACCAGCACUUGUGAAACUGUGGAUUUUUGGCUAAAAGUUGGAGCUGGUGUUGGUGCUUUCACAGCUGUUCUGCUCAUAGCCUUGACCUGCUAUUUUUGGAAGAAGAACCAGAAGCUGGAGUAUAAAUAUUCCAAAUUAGUGAUGACAGCAAACUCAAAAGAGUGUGAGCUACCAGCUGCUGACAGCUGUGCUAUAAUGGAAGGAGAAGAUAAUGAAGAAGAAAUAGUAUAUUCAAAUAAGCAGUCACUGCUGGGGAAGCUGAAGUCCUUGGCAACGAAGGAAAAGGAAGAUCAUUUUGAAUCUGUUCAGCUGAAAUCUUCAAGAUCCCAGAAUAUAUGAAGAAUUAAUGCUGCCUUCACAGAAACAAACCUAAUUUCUAUUUUUACAGGACCAUAUUUUAAACAUAUUCUGGCACACAUUGUAGUGGUGAUCUUGGUGAGAAAUGCUUGGCCAUUUAGAAGGAAAGAAGACAGGAAGCAAACCAGAAAAUUGGAUUGCCUUACCAUGUGAUUGAGUACCUUGCCAAAAAAGAAAGCAGAUGCUUAGAUUCCAUACUGGGAAUGAAAUUCAACUCAGGAAGAGAUAUACAUACUGCAAAUAACAUGAAUUUUUUCAUUCACCUGGGCAUUGCUCAGGCAUGCCAUAUGAUUUAUAGGUACCUUUCAUUUCCUAUCACUCCUUCUACACAUAUUCAUAAGAAAUGAUUUAUCAGAGAGGCCUGAAACAUCCUGCAAAGUUUGUGUAUUGUCCUUUAGUAGAAUAACUAUGAGUCUCUCUUACAAUCAAAAUUGUGAAUGGUACUUGGAAUGAGCCUCAGGUGAGUUUUGAACUUUGGAAAAUCCUUUUUAUUUUAAUGCUCUGAAGGGCUGGAUGGUCUGUGUCUGUCUCUAAUACAAGAGGCAUGGUGUUGCACCUGCAAGUUGAACCCAUUCUGAUGCCUAAGUCAUGGCCAUCAGAGUUGGGAUAAAACCUGGUGCUGUUAAAUUUAAAUGUGUUAACUGCUGUUGUAUGAAUUGUAAGUCUGGGCCCAUGAGUUUAUAGGCAGUAACAGGCUCAAACUCUAUAGGGAGAAGGAAAGUGAUACCUACAGUGCAAGUUGCACUUGUCCCUCUCUGUGGAAGCUUGUCCUUUCAAGAGAGGUCAGUGGCAGUUUCAGUAUCCUUCCUUGGGCUGCCAAUAUGUCACCUUCCCUGGGUUGCAAACCAACAAAGCCUGAACUCUGGAGGUAAAGCAAGAAUAUCUACUUCUGGAAAUCAGGGAUCGGCUUUGUCAUUUGAGAGGCUUAUUAAGAAUGCUUUGCCACCUUUAUUCCUGGACCCAUGCAAGGAAUGAGGAUGGAUGCCCAGCAGAACUGAGCAUGGGUUACGUACUUGUGCAGCUCAGCAUCAUAUGCUUUCUGCUGUCAAUGCGAGUACCUGCUUUGGAAGAAGGGCACAAAAUGUUGCCUUGGAAACUGAAGGCUAGGUGCACUUUUUCAUGAAAUCAGUCAUAUUAUAAGCAUGUGAUCUUCAUAUCCAUUGUAAUAAUUUCCUGAAAUUCCCAUUGAGUUCAAACUCAAAGGAAUCUGAAACAUAGGCAAAAAAUACAUGAGUAAUAUUAUGCAAGACUUCUAUAGAGCCAGGAGAAAAUGAGGAAUGAUUCUUGUAUUGACCUCUGGUCAGACUCAUAUUUCUAUUAUAGCAAAAUUAUAUGAGUUGUGGAAUGCAUUAAAUCCAGAAAAGACACAUGGGCAGUAAUGGUCAUUUUGCUAUAAGGAAUACAGAUUUUUGAUUUUAUAUGACUGAGCUAGAUCUAUCAAUAAAAGAGGGCCCACUUUUAAGUAAAAUUUAAAUCGAAUUUUCUGCAUUCUAAAUAUUUUAUUAUACUACAGAUGCGGACAAAAAUUUUAUGAAGUUUAGAUUUUUUUUUUUCCUUUAGGGAAAAUUCAGCUCAGUUAUUUUAUAUCUCCAGUCAAAGAACACAGACUUUACUCUUUUGAUGGGAGAUACUUCAGGCAUCUUAACUGAAGUGGUGUAUAUUUUUUGUUGUUCUUGAAAAAGCACUUCACUUUCUCAACAAAGAUUUUUAUGGGGUAUUGUUGAAUGUAUAUUAAAUACACAUUCAUUUUUGUAUAUUUUGUACCAUUGCACACUUAUAAUUGUACAUUGUAUUUGUUGUCAUGAUGUCAUUUAUAUAUGGUUGUCAAAGAUGAUAUAUGCUCACAGAGUAAAUGGAUAUGGAUUUGGGAUUUCACUUCUUGGAUCUUUUAUGAAGAGGGUUUUUAUGUUGUUGAUUUUUAUUCAACCAGUGUGCUGUAGCAUCAAAGAUAUAUAUCUGAUGGGCAUUCAUAAAAUAAAGUGAAAAUAUAUUUGAAA